Molecule: messenger RNA, 477 nt
Organism: Fusarium verticillioides 7600
Lineage: Eukaryota; Fungi; Ascomycota; Sordariomycetes; Hypocreales; Nectriaceae
Exons: 1
Coding region: 1-477 (158 amino acids)
Source: RefSeq, a predicted model, not a curated record
AUGUCCGACGGUGUAGAAGAUCUAAUUCGCCGUUUCGCCAACAGCCAGGCUGAGAGCGUUAAAGCCAAAGACCCAAAACUUGUCUCAGCCACGUUGGCCGAUAACUGUCGACGUUUCAUUGCGCCUGCGUCGUUCAUGAUCGAAAUGGGCCUCCCCAAACCAGUUAUUGAAGCGGGCUCUCCGAAUGGCCUAUACGAACAGCAUUUCGCUAUGCAGCUCCCGUUCAUCGAAUCAGCUUCAUGCAAUAUACACGACACUUCAUUUGACUCGCAGAAGAAGAAAGCGACAGUACACUUGACGCACCAGAUUAAAUUGCUAGGAGUCGAGGAAGAACUUUUGGUUGAGAAUAUGAUUCUCCUUGAUUUAGAUGAGAAAGGUGAAAGGAUUCAGAAAAUUGUUGAGUUUACGGAUGUCUCUGAGAGUAAAAAAUACAUGGCGGUUCUCCAAGGGUUGGUAGCUGCCAAGUCUGGGGAGUAG